CCCUCCCGAUGCCGCGAGAGACUGGGGGAUACGGUGGAGCCGGGGGAGCCGAAGAAGAGCACUAGUAACAACCACCACAGCCCCCUCCCCGCCCGACACCCUCCCUCGGCACCCACUCCCCCGCCCCGUUUGCCGACACCGACCAACCCCACCUCGUUCCUUUGAACGGCGUCGGCUGCAGUCGCUGCACCAGCCCGUCUGGCCACCAACGCCGCCGAGAAAGGAGCCGCCGCCGCCUGCGGCCCCCUCCCGCCCGGUCGCGGGAGCAGCGGGGUGAGGAAGAGCCGGCUGCUGAGGAAGAGGACAAGAGAGGGUUGCACCCUCCGCCCUAGCGCACGUCCCACCGCCCUCCGGAGAGGCUCGGGCGCCGGCCCCUUCCUCCCCGAGGACGUGUGCCGAGUCGAGGCGCCUGCCCUGAGGGAGGAAAAUGCUCGGGCUCCAUGGCUGCCAGUGAUGGAGCGGUCCCUGGGCUCCCGCUGCCACCGCCGCCGCCGCGCCCCGGCCGUGCUCCGCGAGGACCCGGCGUCUCUGCGCGCCCGCCCGCGCCUCGUUGCUCGGCUCACCGUACCGGGCGCCUCGCCGCCGCCCCGCUCGCAGCCGCGUCGCCCCGGCCCCAGCCGCGGCCAGCGUUUCCUCACCGAGCAGCCGCCGCGAGCCCAGGGGGUUUGAAAGGGUCUGCGGGGCGCGGGGGGAGGGCCGAGCGGGGCCGGGAGGGGAGGUUUGAGCGACACUGAGCUCGGGGCUCGCUGGCGGCGGCUGCGGCCCCGGGGGUGGCGAGGGGAAGGCGACAUUUGCUUGGCGCUGCCUCCGUGCAGAGCGGCCGGGAGGGCUUUGCAGCGGCCGCCGCCGCGGCGGGAGGAGGGGACUGAGGCGGCUUCGGAGUUGGCCGGAGAAGCUCGCUCUCGAGGGCAGGAGCGACCGGCGCCUUUGGCUGAGGAGGAGGAGAAGGAGGAAUCGCGUCAGGCGGAGCGUCAGGUCCCGUUUUCCUCUCCGGCGUCUCGAAUACAAAGAUUACGGUGCAGAAGGAAAUUGCACUCGUCUCCUCCGCGCCCCCGGUACCCAACACAAUGCACCAGCCGCCUGAGUCCACCGCCGCGGCCGCCGCCGCUGCAGACAUUAGCGCUAGGAAGAUGGCGCACCCGGCAAUGUUCCCUCGAAGGGGCAGCGGUAGUGGCAGCGCCUCUGCUCUCAAUGCAGCAGGUACCGGCGUCGGUAGUAAUGCCACAUCUUCCGAGGAUUUUCCGCCUCCGUCGCUGCUUCAGCCGCCGCCCCCUGCAGCAUCUUCUACGUCGGGACCACAGCCUCCGCCUCCACAAAGCCUGAACCUCCUUUCGCAGGCUCAGCUGCAGGCACAGCCUCUUGCGCCAGGCGGAACUCAAAUGAAAAAGAAAAGUGGCUUCCAGAUAACUAGCGUUACUCCUGCUCAGAUCUCCGCUAGUAUCAGCUCUAACAACAGUAUAGCAGAGGACACUGAGAGCUAUGAUGAUCUGGAUGAAUCUCACACGGAAGAUCUCUCUUCUUCGGAGAUCCUUGAUGUGUCACUUUCCAGGGCUACUGACUUAGGGGAGCCCGAACGCAGCUCCUCAGAAGAGACCCUAAAUAACUUCCAGGAAGCCGAGACACCUGGGGCAGUCUCUCCCAACCAGCCCCACCUUCCUCAGCCUCAUUUGCCUCACCUUCCACAACAGAAUGUUGUGAUCAAUGGGAAUGCUCAUCCACACCACCUCCAUCACCACCAUCACAUUCAUCAUGGGCACCACCUCCAACAUGGGCACCACCAUCCAUCUCAUGUUGCUGUUGCCAGUGCAUCCAUUACUGGUGGGCCACCCUCAAGCCCAGUGUCUAGAAAACUCUCUACAACUGGAAGCUCUGACAGUAUCACACCAGUUGCACCAACUUCUGCUGUAUCAUCCAGUGGUUCACCUGCCUCUGUAAUGACUAAUAUGCGUGCUCCAAGUACUACAGGUGGAAUAGGUAUAAAUUCUGUUACUGGCACUAGUACAGUAAAUAAUGUUAACAUUACUGCUGUGGGUAGUUUUAAUCCUAAUGUGACAAGCAGCAUUCUUGGUAAUGUUAAUGUAAGUACAAGCAAUAUUCCUAGUGCUGCUAGUGUGAGUGUUGGGCCUGGAGUUACCAGUGGUGUUAAUGUGAAUAUCUUGAGUGGCAUGGGCAAUGGUACUAUUUCUUCCUCCGCUGCUGUUAGCAGUGUUCCUAAUGCAGCUGCAGGGAUGACUGGGGGAUCGGUUUCAAGUCAGCAGCAACAACCAACAGUUAACACUUCGAGGUUCAGAGUUGUGAAGUUAGAUUCUAGUUCUGAGCCCUUUAAAAAAGGUAGAUGGACUUGCACUGAGUUCUAUGAAAAAGAAAAUGCUGUACCUGCUACAGAAGGUGUGCUGAUAAAUAAAGUGGUGGAGACUGUAAAGCAAAAUCCGAUAGAAGUGACUUCUGAAAGGGAGAGCACUAGUGGGAGUUCAGUGAGCAGUAGUGUCAGCACACUGAGUCACUAUACAGAGAGUGUGGGAAGUGGAGAGAUGGGAGCCCCUACUGUGGUGGUGCAGCAGCAGCAGCAGCAACAACAACAGCAGCAACAACCAGCUCUCCAAGGUGUGACCCUCCAACAGAUGGAUUUUGGUAGCACUGGUCCACAGAGUAUUCCAGCAGUUAGUAUACCACAGAGUAUUUCUCAGUCACAGAUCUCACAAGUACAAUUACAGUCUCAAGAACUGAGCUAUCAGCAGAAGCAAGGUCUUCAGCCAGUACCUCUGCAAGCCACUAUGAGUGCUGCAACUGGUAUCCAGCCAUCGCCUGUAAAUGUGGUUGGUGUAACUUCAGCUUUAGGUCAGCAGCCUUCCAUUUCCAGUUUGGCUCAACCCCAGCUACCAUAUUCUCAGGCGGCUCCUCCAGUGCAAACUCCCCUUCCAGGGGCACCACCACACCAACAGUUACCGUAUGGACAACAGCAACCAAUGGUUUCUACACAGAUGGCCCCAGGCCAUGUCAAAUCAGUGACUCAAAAUUCUGCUUCAGAGUAUGUACAACAGCAGCCAAUUCUUCAAACAGCAAUGUCCUCCGGACAGCCCAGUUCUGCAGGAGUAGGAGCAGGAACAACAGUGAUUCCUGUGGCUCAGCCACAGGGUAUCCAGCUGCCAGUGCAGCCCACAGCAGUCCCAGCACAACCUGCAGGGGCAUCUGUUCAGCCUGUUGGCCAGGCUCAGGCAGCAGUGUCUGCUGUACCUACUGGCAGUCAGAUUGCAAAUAUUGGUCAGCAAGCAAACAUACCUACUGCAGUGCAGCAGCCGUCUACCCAGGUUCCACCUUCAGUUAUUCAGCAAGGUGCUCCUCCAUCUUCGCAAGUGGUUCCACCUGCUCAGACUGGGAUUAUUCAUCAGGGAGUUCAAACUAGCGCUCCAAGCCUUCCUCAACAAUUGGUUAUUGCAUCCCAAAGUUCCUUGUUAACUGUGCCUCCCCAGCCACAAGGAGUAGAACCAGUAGCUCAAGGAAUUGUUUCACAGCAGUUGCCUGCAGUUAGUUCUUUGCCCUCUGCUAGUAGUAUUUCUGUUACAAGUCAGGUUAGUUCAACUGGUCCUUCUGGAAUGCCUUCUGCCCCAACAAACUUGGUUCCACCACAAAAUAUAGCACAAACCCCUGCUACCCAAAAUGGUAAUUUGGUUCAAAGUGUUAGUCAACCUCCCUUGAUAGCAACUAAUAUAAAUUUGCCUUUGGCACAACAGAUACCACUAAGUUCUACCCAGUUCUCCGCACAAUCAUUAGCUCAGGCAAUUGGAAGCCAAAUUGAAGAUGCCAGGCGUGCAGCGGAGCCCUCCUUAGUUGGCUUACCUCAGACUAUCAGUGGUGACAGUGGGGGAAUGUCAGCAGUUUCAGAUGGGAGUAGCAGCAGCCUAGCAGCCUCUGCUUCUCUUUUCCCGUUGAAGGUGCUACCGCUGACGACACCCCUGGUGGAUGGCGAGGAUGAGAGUGCUUCUCUCCUACCAGAGGUGCAAGGAGUGAUCCUAGAACCACAGAUACAGCCAAGACCACGGAGAGCUUUUGACGUCAGGGGUCCACUUUCUCCACUGAACCCUUGGAGACAGAAUAUCCAGCUUCUGGAGAGAGUGGGAAAGGAUAAUAAACAAAUUUCUUUCAACUGGUAAAACAUCAUACUUCUUCAGCAAAAGGAAUUCUUCUAGCAGAGCCUUCAUGGAUGAUAUCUGUCACAUAUGCCAGCACCUGCAGUUUGGAAGGCAGUGGUGAAUGGAUCCAUGCAAUAUGUCUAGAAGACACAAGGAUGAGCCAGCCACCUGAUCUUGUCAUUUAUAAACUUUUAAGAAUUACUCUGGUUUACUUUUGGUCUGAAAAUGGAAAGGCCCAAAUAAUGAAAUAAUCUUUUCAGAUUGGAAUUUUGCAUGGCCAUGAAAAUAUUUCUUUCUAUUCAGAAGACUGAAAUAGAGGAAGCUUGAGAGACUCCUUUCUUUUAAAAGCGGCUCUCUGUAUCUGUUUCAUUUAAAACAUUUGUGGGAUUGAAAAUCACCUUAAUGAAGUAGGCAAACAUUUUUUUAAGUAGUAGAGGAAGUCUAGAAAACUUAAUGAAAUGGUUUUUUUUGUUGCCUGACACUGAAAGUAACUAGUAAAUAAAGGGUGAACUUCUUAAUUAUUCGAAAACUGCUUUUAAUAUUAGGAUAUACUCUUUUAGCUCAUCUUCGCUGGUCUUGAGCCUUAUUAUAACUGUCAAAUCAACAAAGUUUCUAAUAGAGAAGUAGAAGAAAUAUCUUUUGAGAUGUAAGUAGCUUGGUCUGUCUUCUAAACUAAUACAUACCUGUUAAACUUGAGGUAUUUUUUUCAUACUGAAGGCAUUCUAAAGUUUGGUACUGUCACAAAACAGUAGUUUACAGAGCAGAAGCACUUAGUAUUAGAAUAAGCCUGUAGGUGUGAAGGAAUAAGUGUUGCAAAAUAGUUAUUUAUCCAAGCUGUCAAUUAAUUGAUUGAAGUAGUUAUCAAAAUGUUUCUGUUUCUUUCUUUGGUAUCUAUUAACUGGUCAGUCAAAAGCUAUUAAAGAACGUUUUUAAAGUCACCUAAUGCUGCCAGUUUGUUAAAUUUGGUAUACAUUUUAAGAAUAGACCUUCUAGAGUUAUUAAUAUAGAAGCAGCUAAAAUAUUUUAGGAAAUCUCAAAAGUUUUAGAAGCCACAUUUGCUAAAGCAUAACCUGCAUUUAGUCUUUCUUGGCUAUCUGUAUUUUUUUCUCAUUAAUUAUAAAUAAAUUUUUGUUAAGUAUAGUAUUUAAAAGUAAGUUUAAAGGUUCAAUUUGAACUGAAAUUUCCCCAGAGAGCUUUGAAUUCCCAUAAGUGAUUACAACUUUUACUCCCGACUUGUUUUUAGUAAAUGUUAAUAAGACAAUUGGUUUACAAACACAUACAAAUUAAAAAAACAACUGUCCAUCGUUUUAGGAAGAACUGAAGGAACUAAAAAUGAGAUUUGCUUGGAAAUUAAGUUAGUUGAACUCUUUGAACCACAGUAGAAACCGCUUUGUGUGGCCUGUGAGAUUAUAAGCUUUUUGUUUCAGCUUUGAAGAGAAAAGUGAUUUAAUCUCUUAAUCUCAUGCUUUGAUUGAAUUUUAGCUCUGUUCCUUAAAAUAUGCAAAAGGAAAUGUAAGUGCAUUUCUAGUCACCUCAUGCCACUACAAGCUAUUUAUUUAAAAGUGAAACUUUUUGUAUAUUAUUGUGAACUGAUUUGUUUAUUUAAACUUUUAUUUUGGUGAAUUUACCUUUGAGUUUUUUUAUAUUUUAUGUCACAAAAUGAAGUCCUAUAUUUUUCAGUGUUUGUGAAUAUUAAUAUAAACUAUUUUUUCUAGAAUGACUAAUUGUGUAAUAUCUGUAUUAUGUGAUAAUUUGAAAUCUAAUAAAUAUUUUCUCCAUGAAAAAAA
Gorilla gorilla gorilla (western lowland gorilla) is the source of this 5917-nucleotide messenger RNA. It is a transcript of the gene TSC22D1, whose product is annotated as TSC22 domain family member 1. The record is from RefSeq and is a predicted model, not a curated record. Bases 1068 to 4151 code for a protein of 1027 amino acids. Gene Ontology annotation, biological process: positive regulation of cell population proliferation; regulation of transcription by RNA polymerase II; negative regulation of apoptotic process. The transcript is spliced from 4 exons. Gene Ontology annotation, cellular component: nucleus; cytosol. Lineage: Eukaryota; Metazoa; Chordata; Mammalia; Primates; Hominidae.